Drosophila serrata is the source of this 951-nucleotide messenger RNA. Its product is annotated as serine protease grass. Gene Ontology annotation, molecular function: serine-type endopeptidase activity. The record is from RefSeq and is a predicted model, not a curated record. Gene Ontology annotation, biological process: proteolysis. NCBI's taxonomy places the organism in Eukaryota, Metazoa, Arthropoda, Insecta, Diptera, Drosophilidae.
AUGGCUUGGAGUGAAAUGCGGUGUACCAUUGCCGCAAUCGUGGCAGUGUUUAUUUUAUUUAUUUGCCCGCAACUCUCCGCUGAAGAAGAAGAUGGAUUCCAGCUUCUGGAAAGAGAUUGCGGCUUAACUUUCAAAGAUCAGACUGGGCCAAAGAUUAUCAACGGUUUCAAUGCCAAGUUAGGAGCACAUCCCUGGAUGGCUUUCUUACACACGCCCACUCAUUUCACCUGUGCAGGAUCCCUAAUCAAUCACUGGUUCGUCUUGACGGCAGCUCAUUGUAUUCAUGACGACAUUCAACUAACGGUUAGACUGGGUGAGUACAACAGAGACAAAGCGGAAGACUGUCUGGAAAACUUGUGUAUGGAUCCCGCCGAGGAGUACGAAGUGAGCAUGGCCUUCAGGCACAAAUUUUAUGAUACUAAGCAACACACCAACGAUAUUGGAAUGCUGCGUCUUGAUCGUCGGGUUACAUACAAAGCCCACAUCCAACCCAUCUGUGUGUUUGUUGACUCAAAAAUUAAGCCGCUGGUGGAUAGGCUUACAUGGUUCAAUGCCACCGGCUGGGGCAUAACCCAUACAAAUAAGACGGCUCGCGUUCUCCAGGAGCUCAGAAUCAACCGGAGGCCAUACGAUAAUUGUGAAAGGAUGUUUGGCAAGCGGAUGUCGUCCAUGAUAAUUUGCUCCGGAAAUGACGACAGCAAUCUAUGCAAUGGCGACUCUGGCGGCCCUCAGGGCCGGGAAAUGUCGUACGGCAAUAGUCGGGUUUACGUUCAGCUGGGCAUCGCCAGUUUCACCAACCGUGGCUGCAAUAAUGUCAGUAUUCUCACCGAUGUUCUGAGCCACGGUAAUUGGAUCAAGCGCGUUGUCCAAAGGUUCGGCAUUCCAGAACCGGAAAGGACAGCAGAGAGGCUGCCCCUCGGAAGAAGACCCACUUUCUACCGUCCAAUAUAG